GCCUCCCGCCUCUGGCCUCUGGCCUGUGCUGUCAGAAGCGCCGGCUGCCAUGUCGUCUGUCAGCUGAUCCCUCAUUCGUGGCAUCCCGGCCGGGAUCCCCGCCGGAGCCAGCGCCCAGACGAGCGGGCAGAGGGCCCACAGCGGUAUGGAUGUUUGCCAGGGUGGCCCCGGAAUCCAUCGUUCUUCUUCCGCCAUCCGGCACCGUUGUAGGCUCCUCGCUGCGUCUCAAUCAUAGGCGCCCACGUCCGCACUCUGCCUUUCUGGGUCUUUUGCGGGUCUCUUUGCCGCCGCCUCUCGCUGUCCGCAAACCCGACGACAAGUUUUGCCUUGACCUUUGCUCUCUACCAGCACCCGAUUGCCUUAAGCUCGAAUCGAUGCUCGGAUCGAUGCUCAGGGCACUGCAGCUUCCCAGUCUCGCAGCCGCCCCUCGCAUCCGUGUACUCAGUCCCCUCCGCCGGCCGGGAACUGCACUCAGGGGGGUCCGUCCAGAGUCGCUUUGCUGCUUCAGCACCCUGCAGGAAUCUUUGCUCGGUCUCGAAGGGUCGGGUCCAACGAUCAUCCGUAAUCCUACUACGGCCCGAUGCUAUGAGGACGCCCUGCGUUACGAAAGCGGCACCCGCAUCAGCUCGUCGGGUGCUCUGGCGGUGGUCAGUGGCCUCAAGACCGGAAGAUCUCCGUCCGACAAGCGGAUAGUCCUGGAACAGCAGCAUGAGCACAACAUCUGGUGGGGACCUGUGAAUACCGGUCUCAGCGAGCUGUCGUUUCUCCAGAAUCGGAAACGGGCGAUGGAUUUUUUGAAUAGCCGCAAGCGACCUGUAUACGUCGUCGAAGGCUACGCUGGAUGGGAUCCCUCCGCUCGCAUCAAGGUGCGGGUUGUGUGCACCCGUGCAUACCACGCGCUGUUCAUGCGGAAUAUGCUCAUCCUGCCAAGCUCCGAGGCCGAGGAGCAGUUUGGCUCGCCCGACUUUACGAUAUACAACGCUGGCGAAUGCAGCGCCGAUCCAGAUGUCGACGGGAACACGUCCGCAACCUCGGUCUCCAUAUCGUUCGAUCGCAGCGAAAUGAUCAUUCUGGGAACAGAGUAUGCAGGAGAGAUGAAGAAGGGGGUGUUCACCGUGAUGCACUACCUCAUGCCCUCGAGAAAUGUUCUCUCGCUCCAUGCGUCCGCAAAUGAAGGCAGCGAUCGCUCCGCCAAGGACACACACCGCAGCACCACAAGCAGCGGUGAGCCAAGCGACGUCACUCUAUUCUUUGGCCUUUCAGGAACGGGCAAAACCACGCUAUCGGCUGAUUCCCGACGCCGACUCAUUGGCGAUGACGAGCACUGCUGGACUGAAACAGGUGUAUUCAAUAUCGAAAAUGGCUGCUACGCCAAGGCCAUUGAUCUGUCGCGAGCCAAAGAGCCGGAAAUCUUUGAUGCAAUCCGCUUCGGUACCGUUCUGGAGAAUGUCGAGCUGGACGACGAAACCAGGGAGGUUGACUACUCGAGCAGGCGCCUGACCGAGAACACUCGGGCAUGCUAUCCAAUUGAGCACAUUGCCAACAGCAAGAUCCCUUGCAUCGGCGGUCAUCCGAAGAACAUCAUAUUUCUGACGUGCGAUGCAUUUGGAGUACUCCCUCCGGUUGCACAGCUGACUCCCGACCAGGCCGUGUAUCAUUUCUUGAGCGGAUACACAGCAAAGAUUGCAGGAACAGAGGACGGUGUGUCGGAGCCUCAGGCGACAUUUUCUGCAUGCUUUGGGCAGCCCUUCCUGGUUUGGCAUCCUGUGAUUUACGCAAACAUGCUUCGCGACAAAAUCCGAGAGCACAAGUCGGCAGUAUGGAUGAUCAACACUGGCUGGACAGGGGGCAGGUAUGGCACUGGAAAGCGCAUCCCUCUUCAGCUCUCAAGAUCAAUUGUUGAUGAGAUUCAUUCGGGUCGAUUAAGUGAGAGCAUGAGCUCUGGGAUCCAACAAACCUUCCCGGUCUUCAACCUGGCGAUUCCAACCGAUCUUCCCGGCAUGGGCGCCUCGUUCCGAUCGAUUCUCGACCCGAGAAGUGGUUGGCCAUCGGGCGCAGCUGAUUUUGAUCAGAAUCUUCGAGAGCUUGCACUCCUCUUUGACCAAAACUUCGCACAGUUCUCUGGCCAAGUUGGCACUCAAGUUGCCCGCGCCGGAGUAAAGCUGUGAGCGUAUCUUCCAACAGUGCAUACGAUGGCACUUUGCCUUGCUUGCGGCCGGAAACAUUCUCAGGCCAUUGCCGGUCCUAGAGCCGGAUCCAGGAUGCUCGUGUUGGCAGCAACCACGCCGACGCCAUCCUAUUGUUAGCACAGAUGACAGCUUCAAUCGACAGAUGGCUGGACAUGAAUUGGUCGACGACUAAUCAGUGCAAACCUAUCGCAGAGUGACUUUAUCCAGCAACGCGGAUUGCCUUCUGAAAUAUACAGCUCUUGCGCAAAAUCGAAA
Polychytrium aggregatum is the source of this 2444-nucleotide messenger RNA. Its product is annotated as phosphoenolpyruvate carboxykinase [ATP]. NCBI's taxonomy places the organism in Eukaryota, Fungi, Chytridiomycota, Chytridiomycetes, Polychytriales. Gene Ontology annotation, cellular component: cytosol. Gene Ontology annotation, molecular function: phosphoenolpyruvate carboxykinase (ATP) activity; ATP binding. Bases 150 to 2168 code for a protein of 672 amino acids. The record is from RefSeq and is a predicted model, not a curated record. Gene Ontology annotation, biological process: gluconeogenesis. The transcript has 8 exons.